Messenger RNA from Coffea eugenioides, 755 nucleotides. Its product is annotated as non-symbiotic hemoglobin 2-like. The transcript is spliced from 4 exons. Gene Ontology annotation, molecular function: oxygen binding; heme binding. The coding region runs from base 62 to 550 and encodes 162 amino acids. The record is from RefSeq and is a predicted model, not a curated record. Lineage: Eukaryota; Viridiplantae; Streptophyta; Magnoliopsida; Gentianales; Rubiaceae.
AUAAAGCGAGGGAGGGGCUAUUAUACAGUCUGCUCAAAAAAGUUCAGGGAGAGGAGCAAAAAUGGCGUUGACUGAGAAGCAAGAAGCUCUGGUGAAGGAGUCCUGGGAGCUGAUGAAACAAGAUAUUCCUCGACAUGGUUUUCGUUUAUUUGCAUUGAUCCUCGAGAUAGCACCAGGGGCGAAGGACUUGUUCUCAUUUCUAAGGGACACAGAUGAAAUUCCAGAGAACAAUCCCAAGCUCAAGGCACACGCUGCCAGAGUUUUCAAGCUGACUUGCGAAUCAGCAGUGCAGCUGCGCGAGAAGGGUGAAGUGGUGGUUGCCGAUACUACUCUCAAGUGGUUGGGAUCUGUUCACCUCCGGAAAGGAGUUCUUCAACCCCAUUUUGAGGUCGUGAAAGAAGCAUUGCUGAAAACGAUCGAAGAGGGCGUGGGAGAAAAAUGGAGCGAGGAAAUGAAGAAUGCAUGGGGAGAAGCCUAUGAUCACUUGGCAGCAGCAAUUAUGGGUGAGAUGCAGGUUGAGGCUGCUGCUUCAUCAAAGCCCAUUGCAUAACUGCCAAAGCAAAAUCUACUGCAAGAAUCCGUGUGAAGCUUCAUCUGUGUAUGGUAACUCCUAUGCGUAGGCGCGGCUUCUGUGACAGUGCUCAUUGCUCAAUAAACGCAUGCAUGCGUUAUUGUAAAAAUUGGCAUGUCGAUUUAAUAUAUAUAUAUACAUAUAUCAAAAUGGAAAGACUACUGGUAGAGGUUUGGCCAUUAUA